Messenger RNA from Zingiber officinale, 1755 nucleotides. RefSeq names its product E3 ubiquitin-protein ligase CHFR-like. The transcript is spliced from 15 exons. Gene Ontology annotation, molecular function: protein binding; ubiquitin-protein transferase activity; metal ion binding. Gene Ontology annotation, biological process: ubiquitin-dependent protein catabolic process; protein ubiquitination; mitotic cell cycle checkpoint signaling. The record is from RefSeq and is a predicted model, not a curated record. Bases 187 to 1572 code for a protein of 461 amino acids. Gene Ontology annotation, cellular component: nucleus. Lineage: Eukaryota; Viridiplantae; Streptophyta; Magnoliopsida; Zingiberales; Zingiberaceae.
GCCUUCCUAUAGCUGUCGGCACGUCAUGAGACGACGCCGCCGAGUUCCGAAACUCGCAAUAUCUCAUUCGCUUUCUCUUCCUUCCCUCGGAAGAAAGAAACCCUCUCUUUGUCUUCCCCUUCGCCUGCAGAUCACUGCUAUUUCCUGACCCCUCCCUAUCUCGCUUGCUCCUUCCAAGACCCAGCAAUGGAGCGGGCCGAAACUUCUCGCAGCAAAGACGACUCUCGUGUGCGGGCCAAACUAGUCCCCACUGAUUCUGCAUUCCCGUCCAUAAAGAUUGAAUCUUGCGAGGCCCUUAUAUGCUCGGCGACUGUGAACAGCUCGGAUGACAAGCACCAAUGGUGCGAAAUUACGUGGAAGAACGAUAGUGAUAUCGUGACGCUGAGAAACUUGAGUUCAAAUCCAAUAAUUGUUGAUGGGGAGUUAAUUGAAGAAACAGUGGUUAUUAAAAGUGGCAGUGAAAUCACUUCAGGUCCUGAUAAAGAAGGAUAUCUUACAUAUAUUUUUGAACCAUUACCUUCACGAGGAAAUGAUAAAAAGAGAAUAGAGAUAUCUCUUGAUGUUGAGCAUGCAAAGUGUAGCAUAUGCUUAAAUAUUUGGCAUGACGUUGUGACGGUUGCUCCUUGUCUUCAUAAUUUUUGUAAUGGUUGUUUCUCAGAAUGGUUAAGAAGGUCAUCUACCAGGUCCAAGGAAGGUAUCUCGUGUCCACAAUGUAGAUCAGUUGUACAUUCGGUGGGAAGAAACCACUUUUUGCAUAAUCUUGAAGAGGCUAUCUUGCAAAAGUUUUCUUCCUUAAAGCGUUCUGGUGAAGAAAUUAAUUUGCUGAAUAAAUAUGCUUCAAUUAAGUCUAAUAUUGUUUUGGGGAUGCCGAAGUAUCCAUCAAGAAAGAGACCACACACAUUCUCAGACAAUGGUGGCAUUGAAGUUGAGCUUCCAUGUUUUCAAUGUGGCAGUGAACUUGGUGGAUUUAGGUGCAAUGGAACUACUACUCAUUUAAGUUGUCAUGGAUGUGGUGCAAAGAUGCCUUCUCGACCAGAUAUUGGUGUACCUCAAAACUGCUUAGGAUGCAGUAGGACAUUUUGUGGUGCCUACUGGACUACUCAAGGUUUAGAUGCACAACAAUUCAAUGUGAUUUGUCCUGAAGAAACAUUCAAACCGGUUUUUGAGCGCACAAUUUUAAGAAUUCCUGAUUCAGUGCACCGGAAUAAUCGAUAUGAAAAAGAUGUAACUGAAAGGUGUAUAGAGCGCACAGGGAAAACAUUGCAGGUUCUCAUUUCUGACUUGAUCACAAAGUUUGGCAAUAAAGAAAUUGAUAGAACAAAUCUGCAAUUAAAUCAUCCGGAAAUGAUCACUCCCAGGACAUACCUUUGCAAUGAUUGUUAUGACAAGUUGAUCGAUUAUCUACUGUACUGGUUUCGUGUCUCAUUGCCCAGUCAUCUUCUCCCACCAGAUGCAUCUGCGAGAGAGAAUUGCUGGUAUGGCUAUCUGUGUCGCACCCAACUUCACAACGAAGAGCAUUCGAGGAAGAAAAACCAUGUUUGUCGUCCAACAAGAGGCACUGGGAACAUGUAGCUACUCUCAGUAUUUGAAGUAGCAAAUUACUCUCCGGUUAUGCUGUAAAUGUGAAGGUUUAGUUUAUGGCUACUUCCAAUUCUUCCUUUUGUAUCUAAUGCUGCAAAUGUUACAUGUUUGUUAUGUGACCAUGAUUCAAUGUGCCAAGAAUGACUAGUCAGUAAAUUUUUUCCUUGUUAGUUA